Ipomoea triloba (trilobed morning glory) is the source of this 1838-nucleotide messenger RNA. Its product is annotated as aluminum-activated malate transporter 9-like. The transcript has 6 exons. The coding region runs from base 84 to 1673 and encodes 529 amino acids. The record is from RefSeq and is a predicted model, not a curated record. Gene Ontology annotation, biological process: malate transport. Gene Ontology annotation, cellular component: plant-type vacuole membrane. Lineage: Eukaryota; Viridiplantae; Streptophyta; Magnoliopsida; Solanales; Convolvulaceae.
UCCAACUCUCCCCUUUAAAUCUUCUAUUCUCAUUUUUCCAUUGGGUUGAACUCUAAACAUAGUGCAGGUUUUAAGAUUGGAGAAUGAAUGGAAAAAAGGGUAGUAGUAUUGAGAUCAAUAUACCGGCUUCAAUUGCAGAGAAGAUAUCCAAGAUUAUCUUCCAAUGCAAAGGGUGGUUUUCUCGUGUUUCAGAUUUCUGCAAAGAGGACACAAGUAGAGUGGUUUUCGCCCUAAAAGUUGGCCUAGCUGUUCUGCUUGUUUCACUUCUGAUAUUGUUUCCGGCUCCCUAUCAAGUGUUUGGUGCCAAUGCUAUAUGGUCUAUCCUCACUGUUGGUAUGAUGUUUGAAUACACUGUUGGUGCCACAUUUAAUCGAGGAUUCAACCGGGCACUUGGAAGUCUGAUUGCUGGAGUAUUAGCCACUGCCAUUGCUGAAAUAGCUUCAAGAAGUGGCCCUGUUGCUGAGGCUGUUAUCAUAGGCACCAGCAUCUUUCUCAUUGGGACUAUCACAACGUUCAUGAAGCUGUGGCCAUCCCUAGUGCCAUACGAAUAUGGUUUUCGGGUUGCACUUAUCACCUACUGUUUGAUCAUUGUUUCUGGAUAUCGGAUGGGAAACCCAGUAAAAACUUCCAUGGAUAGACUUUACUCCAUUGCCAUUGGAGCAAUUGUAGCAGUCCUGGUGAAUGUGCUAGUUUGUCCAAUAUGGGCUGGGGAGCAGUUACAUAAAGAACUUGUUUCCAGUUUCAAUAUAGUGGCUGACUCACUUGAAGAAUGUGUUAGAAAGUAUUUAGAAGAUGAUGGGCUGAGCUACCUUAAGUUCACAAAGACUGUCUCAGAUGAGUUCCCAGAUGAGCCUGCAAUCAAGAAUUGUCGUGACACGUUGAACUCUGCAGCAAAGAUUGAAACACUGGCUAACUCCGCGAAAUGGGAGCCACCACAUGGGAGGUUCUGCCAUGUCUUUUAUCCAUGGUCAGAAUAUGUUAAAGUUAGUGCUGUUUUGAGAUACUGUGCCUAUGAAGUCAUGGCCCUUCAUGGUGUACUUCAUUCAGAAAUCCAGGCUCCAUAUAAUCUAAGGAUCACACUCCAGAAAGAGAUUCAGGAAGCAGUAGCUCAGGCUGCAGAGCUAGUUCGCGCUUUGGGCGAAGAUAUAUCAAGCAUGCAACAAAGCCUUAAAGGCUGUCUUCUAGCUAAGGUUCACGCCUCGACUGAAAGACUGCAGAGAGCAAUAGAUAGGCAUUCAUGUUUCCUUAUACUGAGAAAUGAAACAUGUGACAGCAAUUCACCAGAGCAACAGCAAAAAUUAUCUCAAAUCUCUUCAACUAACCUUGAUGAGAUCUCAACUCACUUGGCUGAUCUCGAAGACAGCAUGUUAGAAGAGAACUUUGACAUUCCUUCCCUGCCAUUAGAAAUGCCUGCAGCAGUAACAAAUGAACAGGCAUACAAUGAACUGAUGAAGAAGCAACAAAGAAGGCUGUACUCUUGGCCGUCAAGGGAAGUUGACGCGUAUGAAGACAAGGGGACUAUAUCUGUAAAUUUUAAACCUGAGAUGAAGGGACUCCAGAGCACUAUCACAUUUGCAUCCUUGAUUAUUGAGCUUGAGGCUCGGCUUGAUCACUUAGUUGAGGCUGUAGAUCAGCUCUCCAAGAUGGCAAAGUUCAAACCCGAGGGGCUAUAAGAAGAAAGACCAUUCUUUUACCAGGAAAACAGAAAACAAGUCAAGGUGUUCCCACAACACUAUCUUCAGUGAACUUCUUUCAUUCCAAUCAUUUUGCUUAUUGAAAUAAUGCACUCUGAAAUGUAGAUUUUUUAUUUCCAAAAUAAAUUAUUUGUUUUCCCUGUA